Sorex fumeus (smoky shrew) is the source of this 318-nucleotide messenger RNA. Its product is annotated as histone H3.1-like. The transcript has a single exon. Gene Ontology annotation, molecular function: structural constituent of chromatin; DNA binding; protein heterodimerization activity. Gene Ontology annotation, cellular component: nucleosome. The record is from RefSeq and is a predicted model, not a curated record. NCBI's taxonomy places the organism in Eukaryota, Metazoa, Chordata, Mammalia, Eulipotyphla, Soricidae. The coding region runs from base 1 to 318 and encodes 105 amino acids.
AUGGCCAACAAGGUGGCUUGCAAGAGCACGCCAGCCAUGGGUGGCCUGAAGAAGCCGCACCACUACCGGCCAGACACCCUGGCUCUACGUGAAAUUGGCCAGCUAGCAUUCCAGUGGCUGGUGUGCAAGAUUGCACAGGACUUUAAGACCAAACUGCGCUCCCAGAGCCUGGAUGUUAUGGUGCUGCAGGAGGCCUGCAAGGCCUACCUGGUGGGGGUCUUCGAGGACACCAACCUCUGCGCAUUCCCCACCAAGCGCAUCACCAUUAUGCUCAAGGACAUCCAGCUGGCAUGCCUCAUCUGCAGAGAGAGAGCAUAA